Oldenlandia corymbosa var. corymbosa is the source of this 1500-nucleotide messenger RNA. The record is from the annotation of a GenBank genome assembly. NCBI's taxonomy places the organism in Eukaryota, Viridiplantae, Streptophyta, Magnoliopsida, Gentianales, Rubiaceae.
AUGGCAGCACUUCACCUUGUUACGCCAUUUCUAUCCAAGCUUCCUCAUCCUUCAGCUUCAAACUCGAUUCCCCACCUCCAAAUUUUCACCAUUUCUGUCUUCCCAAUUCCCAAAACCAGGAUAUACGGUAAAGCAUUCCUUCCCAAAUCAUCUGGCAAUGAGGCUCAGCUCACUGCUGAACCACCUCCAAAGCAGCCGUCCCGCCGAGGCCGGAAAAAGAAAUCCUCAACCACCACCGAUGCUGCCCAAGAAAAAACACCCAAACGCACUCGAAAGAACCAAACCCAGAACCCAAUUACGGAAUUGAACGGCGACGGUAAAAGCCAGCUGGAGGGGGAGGAGCUUUACGAUUACGAUGACGGUAUUAAUUUUCCAUACGAGGACCCACCUCUGAUAUGCUGCUUCGGGGCAGCUCAAAAGGAGUUCGUGCCGACGGUGAGAGUGUCACCGGAACAAAUGCACCCGGAUAAAUAUUCCGAGUGGAAGAUGCUACAGUGGAAUCCGCCGGAGUUCGUGAGGGCCCCCGGUGGCCCUGCUUCUAACGUUGCUAUUUCCCACGUUAGGCUUGGUGGGAGAGCUGCGUUUAUGGGAAAAGUUGGGGAUGAUGAUUAUGGGCGUGAAAUGGUUUUGCUUAUGAAUAAGGAGAAGGUCCAAACCAGAGGGGUCAAAUUUGAUAACAAUGUCAGGACUGGUUGUACAUUGAUGAAAUUCAAUUUUGAGGAUGGAAAAAUGAAAGCGGAAAAAGUAAAAGACCCAGCAGAAGAUUCACUGCUGAGCUCAGAAUUGAAUCUCGCAGUGCUUAAAGAGGCUAGGAUAUUCCAUUUCAAUUCUGAAGUCUUAACGUCUCCUUCCAUGCAUCCUACCCUAUUUAGAGCAAUCUCGUGGUCUAAGAAAUUCGGUGGUCUCACUUUUUUCGACCUAAAUUUGCCAUUGCCGCUGUGGGAGUCGCGUGAAAAGACCUGGGAAGUGAUCAGGAAAGCCUGGGAACAAGCAGACAUCAUUGAGGUUUCAAGGCAAGAACUUGAGUUUCUUUUAGAUGAAGACUAUUAUGAGAGGCAAAGAAAUUAUACACCCCAAUACUUUGCGCAGACUAUUGAACAAACCAGAAGAAUUCGAAAUUAUUACCAUUAUACUCGGGAAGAAGUGUCGCCUGUGUGGCAUGAUCAGCUGAAGUUUUUGUUCGUCACUGAUGGAACCCUUCGACUUCAUUAUUACACUCCUUCGUUUGACGGAGCGGUGGUGGGAACAGAGGAUGUGCUCAUCACUCCAUUUACUUGUGAUAGAACAGGAUCUGGUGAUGCCGUUGUGGCUGCAAUUAUGAGGAAGCUCACAACUCAACCGGAGAUGUUUGAAAAUCAAGAUUUUUUGGAGAGGCAGCUUCGAUUUGCUAUUGCUGCAGGGAUAAUAUCGCAGUGGACUAUAGGUGCCGUACGCGGUUUCCCUACAGAAAGUGCUACGCAAAAUCUGAAAGAACAGGUAUAUGUGCCUUCAAUGUGGUGA